AGCAUAGCUUUUCUAUUUUUGAAUAUUUUCUUUAAUUUUACGGAUAUAUAUGUCUCGAGAAAAAUCGAUGCGCGGCUGUUGACUUUAUUUUUUCUGUAUAUUUUGCAUCAAGAUGCUAUCUUGAAAGAACAAGAGAUUCUUUAUGAAUCGGAAGAAACAUCACAACGUCGUUUCGGAAAGUGGGCAAUGUGGUUUAGUAAUAGUGAUCGUUGGAAUUUUUCCAUGGAUCGAUUAUUUUUCGAGCUUAUGGACGAGUGUAAAUAUCUGGCACCAGGAGCGCAAUUGACCUACGCUGUGAGAAAUCGUUUAGAGAAAUACAAGAGAGAAGAGCGGAAAAUAAUUGUAUCUCAUAUGAAAGAUGGCUGUGCUCCAUUGUUUAUUGCCUGCAAGAGGGGACAUGUGGAGAUUGUCGAAUAUCUUUUAAGAAAAUGCGACGCCGACAUUGAACAAAGAGGAAAGUAUGAAGUACCUGAUGAUGGAUCAGUUCACUGUGUCACGCCAUUAUGGUGCGCCGCGGUAUCUGGGAAUUUGGAAGUUAUAAAAUGCCUUAUAUCCCAUGGAGCUGAUGUGAAUGCAGUCUCUGAUUCUGGAUCUACUCCCGUUAGAUCUGCGUGCUUCAUGACACAUAUGGACAUUGUCUUGUAUUUAGUGGAAAAUGGCGCUGAUAUACUAAAAGCAAACUAUAAUGGUGGAACAUGUUUGAUAAAUUCUAUACAAAGUGUGGAGUUGUGCACUUUUCUUUUGGAACAUGGCGCGGAUGUGAAUGCCACGGAUAUUCAGAACAAAACUGCCUUGCAUUACGCCAUUCAGGAACAUAGAUUUCGAACUACCAAACUGCUCUUAGAACAUAAUGCGGACCCUCAUAUCAGAUCUCGAUAUAACGAUGAUGCCCUCCAGACUGCCUGUCUUAAAGGAGCCAUCCAGAUAUUCGAAUACUUAGUGGAAAACGUAUCAUAUUCCGCGGAAAGAUUGGCAGAUGCAAACGAGCUAAUGGGAUCCACAUUUUUCGACGAUCAUAGCGAUACGCAUAUGGCGUUACAAUAUUGGAGGGCCGCGAUGGUCCUCAGAAUAGUCAACUCGAAUGACGGAGUGCCUUUGCCAAAGAGACCUGUGUUACCAAACCGCGAGACUUACAGAAAUACCGUGGAAUUUUCAACCGUGGAAGAGUUAAACGCCAUUUCGCUCGAUUUAGAUGCAAUAAGAAUACAAAGUUUAUUGAUAUGUGAAAGGAUAUUAGGCCCACAUCACAAAGAUACUCUCUUUCGACUGAUGUUUAGAGGUGCAUCAUAUGCAGACUCUUUAAGAUAUCAACAAUGUAUAGAUUUGUGGCAUCGAGUGUUAGAAAUUAGAAUUGAAAAGGAUUCGAUUUUAUAUGCAGAUACCUGUUUCACUGCACAAGCUCUUGUAAGGCUUAUGGUGGAUCUGAAUGAAAGAACAUUGGAAGUAAUAGAUCGUAAUCGAGAAAGACAAGAACCGAGAUUUUGCGACGUAGUAGCAAUAUUUAAAUUACUCUCUAGCCAGCUGACGGAAGCUAGAGAGUUAUUGGAGAAACGUCCUGUGCAUAAGAGACAGAGAGACAAUUAUGAACGUAUUCUGAAAUGCGUGACGCAUCUUAUUUAUCUUUUAGUAGAAAAAGCAAAAUCUGAUGAACAGAAAGCUUUAAUGCACCAGUUAGUCCAUGGUUUAGUGAAACAAAAUCCCAGAUCUGUUUAUAUAGAGGACACACUUCUUCAUCUUUGUGUUUCUAGUUCAAAUACAAUCAACUCUAGUUACUUUACUUCUGCCGAUGAUAUACAUACAAUUUUUCCACGUUUGGAUGUUGUUAAAUUGCUCUUGGAUUGUGGAGCAUACGUCGAUGCUAGAAAUACAUUACGGUCAACCCCUUUACAUAUAGCAAGCAACGCAUACAACUUUCACAAUGCUCUGAUAAAAUUGUUGUUGGAUUAUGGCGCACACUUAGAUACACCAAAUAGAGCGGGAGAUACACCAUUACGACUGAUAUCCUCUAAUCCGCAAAAUAACGUAAAUCUUCUUAAUUAUACUAGUCUUCAAUGUCAAGCCGCACAGGCUGUUUGUAAAUACGGAAUCUGCAGUAAAGAAUUGCCUAUUACAUUACGCCAUUUCCUAGAACUUCACAGAGAAUGAUACUGAUGAUAAUUUAUAAUAAGAAUAAUUUUUUCAAAUUAUAUUAUACUUAUUGAGAGAUAUUUUGUCAUAAUUCCAAAAUGUAUGACAAUAUCAAAGGAUUCAUGUGUAAUGAUGAACACAAUGAUAUAUAUACUAAUUUAUAUAAUUCAUAUUCUCAUUAUAAGCAUAUUAGAGAGAGAGAGAGAGAGAGAGAGAGAGAGAGAGAGAUAAACAUAUAUAAUAUAAAAUAGUGAAAUA
Molecule: messenger RNA, 2385 nt
Organism: Formica exsecta
Lineage: Eukaryota; Metazoa; Arthropoda; Insecta; Hymenoptera; Formicidae
Product: protein fem-1 homolog A
Exons: 9
Coding region: 187-2145 (652 amino acids)
Molecular function (GO): protein binding
Source: RefSeq, a predicted model, not a curated record